AUGUCGCUGGAAUCAACGCAUCGCCCCUAUUCUCCAGGGGAGCAGGAGAAAGCCGAGUACUAUGACGGGUUGCGCAAUCAACCUAGGCUGAUUGCCCGGACAAGCGCCACUCUCUUUGUUCCCAAUAGUAGUCGCGAUACAUACUACUUCGACAAACAUUACAAGCAAAGGGAGCCAAUCACCUGUCACGAGAUAAUAACGAAAUACAGUCAAGCUUUUGCGGCGGGCAUCAUAUCUAUCUUGGGAGAUUACCCGUGGCAUCGCUUCUAUCUCAUUCGCAUAAAAGACGAGAUGGUCAUGGGAAGACCUGUUGUAUUCGUCAUCGAGACGCUCACAGACUCAGAGUCUUGGGAAGAAUCUAUCGAGGUUGCGCUAUCUUAUCGAAACGCCAUUCGUUCGAUGGGAAUAGCGGAUGUCGAGGUCGAGAUUCAGCAGGUGACUCAAGAACCAUUUGCUACCACCAAAGAACUAGACGCCUUCAUAGACACCGCCUCCAAAGCAGUCGCCUCCACGCCAUCCAUGGUGGGAGAGCACGACAGUCGAGUGCUCCUCUAG
Messenger RNA from Trichoderma aggressivum f. europaeum, 555 nucleotides. RefSeq lists its product as uncharacterized. The record is from RefSeq and is a predicted model, not a curated record. Bases 1 to 555 code for a protein of 184 amino acids. NCBI's taxonomy places the organism in Eukaryota, Fungi, Ascomycota, Sordariomycetes, Hypocreales, Hypocreaceae. The transcript has a single exon.